Messenger RNA from Telopea speciosissima, 1839 nucleotides. Its product is annotated as DDT domain-containing protein DDR4. Bases 125 to 1594 code for a protein of 489 amino acids. The record is from RefSeq and is a predicted model, not a curated record. NCBI's taxonomy places the organism in Eukaryota, Viridiplantae, Streptophyta, Magnoliopsida, Proteales, Proteaceae. The transcript has 11 exons. Gene Ontology annotation, cellular component: RSF complex. Gene Ontology annotation, biological process: regulation of DNA-templated transcription.
CCCCCUUUCUUUUAUGGUUUCGUCUCCCCCUCCAACUUCUCAUGCUUUCGGUUAACUGUUAACGAUUCUUGCUGCAAACAUAAGAACGCACUGCUCUUUCUGUCGUGUUUUGAGGUUUCAAAAAAUGGCGAAAAAGCGCGGGAGAGAGAAUCCAACUGUUCACUUGAACGUUGAAGAAAAGGUUAUUUCGGAUGGAAGAUCAUCAAUGGAUUCAGUCUUGCAUCCGUCGGAAUCACAGCUUGCUCGUCUUCGUCUUAGGGAACGAUGGGAACUGGCUUCUGUUCUUAACUUCUUACAUGUUUUCCAGCCUAUUAUUGAUAGCAAGUUGGAGUUUCCAGCGGAAGAAAUCGAGACAGCCCUCAUUACGCCCAACGACACUCUCGCUCGGCUCCACAUUUUACUUUUGAAGGGUAUACCAUCCGUCAGCAAAAAAUUGAAUGACCCUGACGUUUGGAUUACGGAACUUUGUAAGAAACUUUAUGCGUGGUGGCCAAGGGUGGCUGAAGGGGGAAUUCCACUCCUUGUAUCCCAUGGAGAAGAGAUAUCCGAAUACAAGGAAAUUGAUCCAACUGUUCGUUUGGAGAUCUUGAAAGUACUCUGUGAAAUUCGUCUUAUUCAAGAUGAUAUAUUGACUUAUAUUAACGAUGAACUGAAAGAUGGAAGACAACUUUCCACUUUCCGUAAAGAUAGAAUUGGUGGAGAUGGAAAUGGAACUAAUUACUGGUAUGAUGGAGAUUCAGUUAUUGGUCAUCGGUUAUACAGGGAAGUGAAAAAGGUUGAAUACAACCAAAGCUCAAGGGAGAAGGGACGCUUAACACCGCCAACAACUGGUUUUCAAUGGGAAACACUGGCAACCAAUCUUGAGGAAUUUCGUGAGAUUUUAGAUAAGCUUUCUUCUAGUGAAGUUGUGGUGGAAUCUAAUGUUGGGAAGAUUGUUGAAAGUGAAAUUUUGCCUGUUCUGGAAAAGCUCCAGAAGAAGAAAGAAAGGGCAUUGAAACGUCAACAAGAGAAAGCAAUGUUUCAGAGUGGAAUUUUUAGCUCUUUUGGAAUGAUGAAUACGCGUACUUGUCGUGUUCGUAGACCAGUCAGUUACACAUUUGAUGAGUAUGACAGGUCUAUUGACGAGGCUAUAGAGGUGAUUAAGGGAGAUCCCACUGGGGAUAAAAGGCAUGAGCAGGAAAAUGACAGUGAUCCUGAAGGAAGUGUCACUGAUGAGAUUCAGUUCAUAGGAACUGGCAGUGAUAGCAGUGACAAUGAUGACGAUUAUGAUGGCAAGGAUGAGGUUGACAAUGAUGACAUUGGUGACAACUUAGGUACUUCUGAGAAGAAUAGUAAAAAAAUUGGCCCUGGAAAUGGUGUGAAACAGAAUUCUCAGAAACGAAAUGGUUUCACUGAAGUCAUAGGAUUGCGCCGCAGUAGGAGAAUAGCAGGGACCGAUUGUCCUGGGUUGAUGCUAGGAAGUGAUGCAGACAUGAAAAAGCAGUUAAGGCAGAGACCUCCCUGUGACAGCAUUUUUGAACCUCAUAUUAUUUCAGACUCUGAAGAUGGAAACUUGUCAGAAGAUGCUGGCAAUCAGAUGUUAUGUACUGGAUGAUUUUUUUUAUAUUCCGUGUAAGAAUUUUGUAGUGGUGGUUGAGGAAGGUAAUAUUGAUGGUUCACAAUCACCAGACUGAACCAAUGCACACCUAGCUAUUGCUUAUUUGCAUUUUUUUUUCUUUUUUAUGUAAUACCUAGGGAUAUGGCUUACAAUUUGAAAUCACCUGCUUAUCUGUAGAGCAAGAAGUUUCAAUUCUAUAAUGUAAAUUUUCCUCUUAAUGUAUGCCUAUCACAUGGCAAGUG